UGUAACCGACUCUUGUAAGUUGUGACUUGUGAGUACUUUUUUCCUCUGGUUACAUUAAUUUGUUGCGAUAUUCAACAAGUGGUCACUGUGUACUGACAACCAUUUUCCUUUUACUGUUAUCUGUAGUCUGUUGUAAUAGUGUAGUUAAUGUUUAGUGUUUACUGUGGCGACGUGAAUUGUACAUGAUGCACGUAAUUCUAUUUCUGUUAAUACAAAGUAAACCUAACAACAUUAUGAUUUUUUGACAUUCAUAAGUGUUAUAUGUGAAACAUUUUUGGGACAUAUUUAUAAUUUGUACAAGUAUUUUAUACAGAAUGUCUACCAUUAAAUUAUGUUUGUGUGCACUACACACAGAUAUUGCACAAAAUGGUAGUAAUUUGGAUGUUCUAGCUGCUCAACAGCGCAUUUUUCAGAUAAAUCAGUAUUUCAAAAGUGAUAUCACAUCUAUUGAAUCUGAGUUAGCUCUCAAAAUUUUAUUUGCGGAUGAUAAAGGAAUUAUACGUUUUGCAAAAUCAAUAAUCAGCUUAGAUUCAACAAAUACUAAAAUGGUUACAGCUGAUAUUCUGUUCUUAUUUCAACAGUUAAUUGAGUUAUUUCCUAUAUAUGUUGUUAAUUAUAUCAGACCAAUAAUGAAUUUAUGUAAUCUAUCCAUCAUAACUUCAAAAAAAAAUGCAGACUUAAGUAUAAGAACUUAUCAAAUAUAUGAAAAACUAUUAGAAAUAAAACAUUUCAGUGAUCAAAUUGAAAUCAAUAAAAUAGUUGAACACUUAGAUAAUCAAGUUUCGUUAGGUGACAAAAUACCCCCUACAGCUCGCCAGCAUAUAUAUAAUCUAUUUGGUGUAAUUGCUCAACAUCAUCCUAUGUACCUAAAAAAUUAUGAAGAUAAACUUAUGAAUCUCUUUUGUUAUGAACUCCAAAAUCAAAUAGAUAUAAGAGAGACAAAUUUAAAAAAGUUUUUACCUCCUGUGGCUAUAGGAUGUUUAAAUGGAUUGACAGGAUUUUUAAAUAAUUUUGCAGACCAUAUUAAAACUCAUGAUUAUUGUCUACGUUUGUAUGAAAUAUUAAAAAAAUUGAUUGGAAUUGUUGAAGAAAAUAAAAGACAUGUUAUUAAUCGAACUGGUCUAAAUUUAUUUCAAAAACACAUUCAAUUAUUUUUAAAGUUAUUAUUUAAAAAUUUAACUGAAAUUAUGUGGUUUCAAAAAAAGCUUUGGGAUUGGAGUUUAUUGCCAAAUAUAGAAGAUAAAAAAAUUGGAUUAUUUUCGUUUGAAAUUCUUUAUAAAGGGGCUUCAAUAGAAUUUUCAAAGCAUAAUAUAAAUACUGGAUCAAGUAUUCAACAAGAAAUAAUAAAAAAUAUGAUUAAGUUUUUAAAAUUAAAGUUAUGUGAUCUCAAGUUAAAUUAUCAAGAACAUGCAGCAGUAGUAAGAAGUAUUGGUUGGUUAGCUGAACCAUGUAAUAAUCUUUUGGGAGAAGAACAUUUAAUUGAAAUAUUUACUAUUUUGUCUCUAAAAGCUGAAGAAAAAUAUUUAAAUUGUCAAAUUGGAAAAAGUACCUAUGAUCCAAACGCAGCUAAUUAUUUAAAUUCAUUAUCACUGAUUAUAAGAAAUAUUAAAUCUCUAAACACCGAUCAAUUUUUAUUUAUUCAAAAAUUAAGCAUUUAUUGUUUUAACGAUUUUAUAUUUGCUCAGUCAAAAUCUGAAUGGCAAGACAAUAUUAGUAAUGCUAUAAUUAUUUCUAUAUACUGUAUAGCAUUAUCGCAUGAAAAAAUUUUAGAUCAGUACUUAAAACAAUUAUUUUAUGUAGGAUUAAUAAAAUCUUGUUCACAUCGUGCAGCUAUUGAUGCUGAAAUAGUAGAAGAAUGUACUGGGCAUGUAUUAAUUAAAAGUACUAAUUAUGUUUCACUAUGGAUAUCUCUAUUAAAAGCACACCAAUGUCAUUUAUUCGAUUUAUAUUUAAAUAUACCAAUAAUAGUAAAAUCCAUACUAGAAAAAUCACUUAUGUGUAGUUUUAUGUCCAGUGUUUUAAAAAUAAUAAGAAAAUUAGAUUUAUUUACAAAUAAAUCUUCAGAUGAAUUGGAAGUUGAAUAUAUUGCCAGAAAACCUUCAGAUAUUACAGCUUUGGUUAAUUUAGUUGAAAUUUACAGUGAUGUAUUGCAUAAUCUUGAGCUUGAUAUUGAAUCUGCAUUUUCAUGGUUGCCUUAUACUCUUAAUGUUAUUAUCAACCAUUCUAUUGAAUAUCCAACUAUUAGUUCAUUGUAUAGGAUAUUAACUGUUAUUUUUCAAGAGCUAGAUUGGUGCAAAUUUUUAGAGGAAACUAACAAUAAUACUAUUAAGGAAAACAUUAUAGAAUAUGUGAAUUGUGUAAUGGUAUAUAUAAAUACAUUUAAAGGAGAUUUGCAGUAUUGCUGUCUUAAAAUGUUAAUGAAUUUACCUUCAGUUAUUAUUAAAGAAAUAUUUAACACUCAGAUAGUGGAAGUUGUAAAAUCUACACUAAUAGUGGGUUCGACAUUUCUACCUUUGGCAAAAACUGCUGUAAGUGCUCUUAAAACAUGGCAACAAGAUUUAUCAAAGAAUGAAAUGGAUCAACUUUUAAAAUGCAUUAUGCCAUAUCUUGAUUUAUUACUUAGGACUAAAGGAUAUGACAAUGAAGUUGAGUUAAAUAAUUUAAUACUAGAUAAAAUGCAAAUACAAGAUAAUAAAAAAAGAACAUUACUUAAACAGAAUAAACUAAUUAUGAAACCGGAAACUGAACUAGAAAUUGUACAGAUUCAAAUUCUUGAAUAUAUAGCUCAAUUGGAUAUGUCUACUUGUUUAAAACUUCUGGGAGAUCCGGAUAAAAUUAUAAACUAUCCACGCAAUAUAAUAAAUUACCAAUUAUCAUUUAAUGAUUGUAAAAUAAACAUUUCUUUUGAUCAUCUUCUUCCUAGAAUUUUAGAGUUAUGCCAAUAUUGCAGCAAUCGUCAAAUUCGAUUUACUGCGUGUGAAAUUUUUCAUGCCUACAUUAUACUUUAUCUUGGAAAUAAUCUUAUAUUAGAACGUUCUAAACCAACAGAAAUGGAAAUAGUUACAAUAAAAAUUAUUCCAAUAGUUAUAAAAUUGGCUUGUGAUAUGGAUAAUCUUAUUCAACAACUUUUUGAACCUUUAGCAAUUGGGAUUGUGCAUUAUUUUGCAAGUGGAAUCCAGUAUAAUAGCAUUUAUACCCCUAUUAUUAUUGAUAUAUUAAUGGAUAGUAUAUCAGAAAAUAGCAAUGAAGCAGUUAGAGAUUUUUCUGCAAAAUGUAUUAUGGAAUUUUUACGUUGGUCAUUAAAAGAAAGCAAUUUAUCUCAAAAACUUUCAAUUAGUUUGCGUAUUGUUAUAAAAAAAAUUAAAUCCUUUUGUUUGCAUUCUGAUCCAAAUAAACAGCUAGGAGCUGCUAUUGCCUUUAAUUCUUGCUAUUCUAUACUACGUGAAGAUGAAAAUAUUAUUGAUGAAUUGUGGAUUCAAUUGUUAUAUUAUUUUAUUGUUAAACUUGAUUCAACCAAAUCAACAAAUUCAGAACAACACGUAUUAAAAUCUAUAGAUCAUUUACAAAGAGUAUUCUUAGAAAAAUCUAACUUAUUUAAUGAAGUUUGUAUUUCACGAAUAAUACCAAAACCAUUUCUUGGGACUCAAUUAUUUAAUGUAGUUGAAUGGCUUUUAAGAUAUAUUGGUUCGCCAAUGACCAGUUGUAGGUCAAAGUGUUUAAAUAUGGCUAAUUCUCUUUCUAAGAAUGUAAAAGAUCACUAUUCAUUAAAAAGUAUUAUAAAUUCAUUUAUAAUGUCACACGGAGAAAAAGAAUUAAUUAAAUGUAUUGAACGAGAUUUGAAUUCAUUUAAUGUUUUGACAAACAUUAACAUUUUAAUACAUUGGUUGAAUCAACUUAUUGCUACUUUAGAUUGUUAUACAUCACUUUUUAAAAGAAGCAUGAUGGAUAUUAUAGUAUUGAAAAAUCCCUGUUCCUGUUUGUUUCAGUCUAUACAUCAGUUUUUAUUUCAUAUUGAAGAAUUCAGUUUAAUGGAAUGGUUAAUCUAUUUAAACAUACCAUUCAAAGAAAGUGACAAAAAUAUUAUUAUUCAAUCUAGAUAUUUUAAUACUUUAAAAAACCAUGUUAUAGUUGGUAUUUUUCAAUUCAUAAAUGCAUUUGAAAAUAAUUUAAUUAGUGGAUUAUUGGAUGAUGAAAAUCACGAGAAAGUUUAUAAUCUUGCUAUCAAAUAUCUUUUUGAUUGUGAAAUGGUUUAUUCUGAUGAAAAAUUAAAUCAACAUAAACUAGUGAUACUUCAAUAUAUUAAGAUACCGUAUAUUUCAAAUAAAUUUAAUAACAAAUUGAAACAACAUCUUUCAAAAAAUUGGUCUAAAAUUGAAUUGAAUUUCAAUACAUUAACUGAAUUUACAUUUAAAAGAAAUUUUAUUGCUGUAAAUCAGUUGAUCCUUGAAUGCAAUAUAUUUUCAACUCUGGAUCUUGAAAAAAUUGUGAAUCGAAAAUAUAUUCUUGAAAAUGUAUUUAAAUAUGUAUAUAAUGAUGGAGUAAUUGUAAUACUUGAGUCAACUAGAUUGUCAUACUUUGAAAAUUUGAUAGAAUUUUUAAUAAAUCUUGAUUGUGGGUAUUAUUUGAAAAAUCCUGACAUUUUUGUUAUUAAAUUGCUUACUGAAUAUCCAUUAAAUGAUCAGAUAUUAUAUGUGAUCUUAGAAAUUCUUAGAUCAUCUAAUAAUAAAAAUAAAAAUGGCCAAGGAAAGUUACUAAUUGAAAAAAUUGUAAACAAUAGACAGUUCUGUGAAGAAUUUAAAAAACAAUUUACUUGGAAUGAAUUAUUUGAGUUUGUGGAAUUAUCAUCUAAUAUAGUUGAUCAUUUUAGAAAUGAAAACAUGCAAUUUUUUCAACGAUGGAUUUGUGAGCAUUUAACUAAUAACAAUUUAAAUAUUUAUCAUAAAUGCCGACUUCUGGGAUUUUUACCAAAAUUGGUUUCAAAUCAAAAUUAUAAAGAAAAUCUUGAUUGUACUAUUAGACUAUCUGAUGAAACUCAACUUCUAUGUUGUAAUUUUGUGUAUAAAAAGUUUCAAAAUGAAUUUAUUUCUGAAAAAGAAAUGUUCAAGUUUUUUACCAACAUAGAACUUAAAAAAAUACCAUACACAUAUAACGGAAGCCAAUCUAAAGAUUUGAUAACUCAGUUUAGAACUUCUGCAGUGAAAGUUCGUUAUAGUAAUGUUGAUUACACUAAAGGAUCAAAUGAAAUAAAACAAUUAUUUAGACAGUUACAUUGUUAUUCAUAUAACACGCUUAUAACUAUUAUUAGCAACACUGAGGAUGAUGUUAAUAAAUACACAAUAUUUUUGUUUAAUGAGCGUCCAACAAAACAAUUUAUUUGGAGAAAUUUAGUAGAUUGUUCUAAAUGCUAUGAAUUUCCUAUAGACUUUGAAAUGUCUCAAUCAUUUAAUCAAAUGUUAAGUGUCGAACUAGAAAUGGAUAGCUUUAAUAAUCACGAAUGUAUGGCUCAUUUGUGUGCUGUUAUAAAAUACUUAACUUCAGAAAACCUAAUUGGCACUACAAAGAAACCUAACAUGGAUAUGCCAAAUUGGAUGAAUAAUUUAAAAUUAGUAUUCUGUGAUAAUUCAACAGACACAAUAAAUUCAAAAAUAUUACUUAUAAAAUUGAUUAUUAAUUGUGAAACUAAUUUUGAACCAUAUGCAAAACACUGGUUUAGUCCAUUAAUGCAAUUUGUGUUAGAUAAACAUCUCGGAAAUAAUUUAAAUUAUUUUAUAACUGAUGUGGUAUCAAUGCUUGUUUCGUGGCAUAAUACUGCAGUUCCUUCCACAGAAGAUGAAAAACUUCUUGCUAAAAAGCUGUUUUCUUUUCUUUUGUCAGUUUCUCAUAGUGAAGUAAAAAAUAUAUUUAAGCAUAACAUGGAAUUCAUUAAUGGAACUGAUAAUCAACUAAUAUGUUUGAAAAUUGUACUACAACUUAUACCAACUAUUCAUGCUGAAAAUCUAAUAAUAUUAAUAAAAAUAAUUGCUGAAAUUUCACAACAAAAAAAUAAUGAUCAUAGAAAGUUGAUUUAUGAAAUAAUGUAUGUUACAUAUGAAAUUUACUUAGGAAAUAAUACUAAUACUUCAAAACAAAUUACGGAACAAUGUAAAAUGGUCUUAUUAAAUGGUCUUAUGGAUAAUGAUGAUGAACUUCGACAUAAAGUAUUUAGAUUUUGGGCAGAUGAUAAGAGAUUACCAUUGAAAUGUGUUGAUCGUUUACUAAUUCUUUUGGAUCAACUUUACUCACCAGAUAUUGAAUCACAUUUUUUAGGAAAUUUUGUUAGCAUACUACUAGAAUCAUGUUGUACAGCUUUAGAUUAUAAUCAAAAUAUAUUUCAAUAUCCUCUACAUGCUUGUAAAUUUGAAGAUUAUAAUUUAACUACAACAUGGCGUGCAAAACAUACAUCUACUUUUCCUAAAUUUGCUGACACUAUUGUUAGCCAACUUAACCGUUCGAAUACACUUGGAAAUUCUGAAUCUAAUAUCAAGGAAAAAUUCCAAAUAAAAAAUACAAUGACUUUACAAUUUCAACCAACUAUAAUUCAAACUCAACUAACUGAUAGUAUUUCAAUUCUAAAGUCUUAUUCUCAAAUGCCAUCAGAUGAAAUAAACAUAUCUACGUUAGGUAAAGAAAGAGCACAAAAACGUGAAUCAUCUGUUAACACAUAUAGAAAAUAUAGGAUUGGAGAUUUUCCUGAUAUUGAAAUUUCAAAUGCUUCUGUAAUUAAGCCAUUGAUUGAAUUAUCCAAAAGGGAUAAUAAUAUAGCAAGGAUAAUUUCUUCAUCAAUCAUGUAUGGAUUGAAAAAUAAUCCAAAAGUUAAUGAGCAAUAUUUUGAAAGUUUAAAUAAAUCUUUAAUUACUAUGUUAAAUCAUAGUCAUGGUAAUCAUAGUCUUACGGGAUUUAUUUUAGAUACAGCAUGCUGUUAUCCCACUCAAAUUAAUUUAGAUCCAAAUAAAGUAACUGAAGUCGCAACAUCGUGUGGCUUAAUGUCAUUAGGAGCAUUAGUUAUAGAAACAUCAAUAAAUUAUUUACAAUCAACACAAGUUGAUUUACACAUUGAAAAGAAAUCUAAAAUUACUUAUAAAUGCCUAGAUGACAAUUGGAUAAAAUUAGCAGAGAUAUACAAAAAUAUGGGUGAAUUGGAUGUUGUUGAAGGUAUAUUUCAGGAAAAAGUUAAUAAUUUAUCAUGUGAUUCAUUAAAAGAGGCAUUGAAAGCUGAACAAUCUCAAGAUUGGCGAAUGGCUCAAAUAAAGUUUAAAUCAUGCUCAGAAAAUUUAUCUGACUGGAAAGAAAUCAAAAAAAUGUUAAAAUCUCAAACAGGAGAAAGUUAUGAAAGAAUUUGGGACAAUAAUUGGUACAAAAAUCAUCUUUUGCAUAGAAUUUUACAAUCAGAAUUAAAUGAAAUACUUAAUGGCACGUAUAAUGAUAAAUUUAUUGAGACAUUUAGCAAUUGGUUAAAUGACAAACAUAAAGAAGAAUAUAUAUUAACAUGUGUACCAGCUCAAGCUUGUAUGAUAUUUUUAUGUUGUGAUGAUUUAAAUAAAGCACAACUAUGGUGUAAACUUGGAAUGCGUAAUUUUCUUAAAGAAUGGGAAAAUAUAUCACCUCAAUAUUAUAAGCUACGAGCUAGUAAAUUGUUAAAUUUACAAACACUUUCAGAAAUCUAUAUAAUAUCAUCAAAGAACAGUGUUCUAAAGUUUGUUUAUUAA
This is a messenger RNA of Melanaphis sacchari, 7745 nucleotides long. Its product is annotated as DNA-dependent protein kinase catalytic subunit-like. The record is from RefSeq and is a predicted model, not a curated record. NCBI's taxonomy places the organism in Eukaryota, Metazoa, Arthropoda, Insecta, Hemiptera, Aphididae. The transcript has 42 exons. Bases 315 to 7745 code for a protein of 2476 amino acids. Gene Ontology annotation, cellular component: nucleus. Gene Ontology annotation, biological process: double-strand break repair via nonhomologous end joining.